Molecule: messenger RNA, 1015 nt
Organism: Ectocarpus siliculosus
Lineage: Eukaryota; Phaeophyceae; Ectocarpales; Ectocarpaceae
Source: the annotation of a GenBank genome assembly
UGUUCGCUCUCACACAGGGGGAGGGCGACAGUUGUCUACUAACCAUGGGUCUCAAUGGAACGAGACAAUGCGUGGUGGCGAUGGCUGCCUUGAGCAUGGGCGGUGUUGGUGUGGAUAGCUUCCUUGUGCCACAGCAGCGGUUAAGCGGCAGCAGCUGUGCAAGAUCAUGUUUGAGAGUAGAGCAGCAGCAGCAGCAGCACGACGCUGGAAGAAGAUCGUCCUCCUCCGUGACUAGGAUGGCAGCUACCGCAGAGAUCGGUUCCUUCCCGUACCAAGAUGUGCUGCCGUUUCUCAAGGAGCACGUGCAGCCUUCCGACCAGAUGCUGCUGCUCGGGUGUGGGACAGAGCUUCCUUUGCAGCUCUCUCGGGAUGGCUACGGCACUCGAGAUGGCCGAUCGUUCAUGCGCUGCAUCGACUCCGACCCCGACUUGAUAGCGGCCAUGAAGACUGCGGCCGAGGCAGAUCCCGUCUGCUCGAAGAACAUGGCUGCCGGGAAAUUGAUUUUCGAGGCGUUGGACGUGACCGGAGGCAUGCCGGAGCUCAAACAAUCUUCUGCUGACUGCGUCGUGGACGCUGGUCUACUGGACAAGCUCAUCACAACGGAGGGACUUGACGCCGCGAAGGCGUGCUCGGAUGCCGCCCACCGUGCUGUGCGCCUUGGAAACCCUUUGGUGGCGUUGUCCAUGAUCAACAAGGACGACUUCGCCCAAAUAUUUGACGGAAACUGGGGGUGGAUGCAAGAGCUGGAUGGGGACCCCGGUGCAGUGAGCCAGUGGUACCGGGACAAGAAGGUCAACCUCAAGGACGUGGGCAACAACUUCGUUGAGCUGGGGAUAUCCUUCUUCGUGUACACCAACGUGGAUAACUGCUGACGGGUCCUUUAGAACGAAGGGGCGAACAUGGACAGAAGCGGCACUUGCAGACAAGCAGUGUUGUGUUUAACGAGCAUUCAAGUAUCUUGGGGUUACAGUGCGUGUCGAUAGAAGAAAGUGCGCGAGCGCGAUAAGCAUUGAUG